Molecule: messenger RNA, 1281 nt
Organism: Aspergillus lentulus
Lineage: Eukaryota; Fungi; Ascomycota; Eurotiomycetes; Eurotiales; Aspergillaceae
Biological process (GO): ubiquitin-dependent endocytosis
Cellular component (GO): cytosol; plasma membrane; cytoplasm
Molecular function (GO): protein-macromolecule adaptor activity; ubiquitin protein ligase binding
Source: RefSeq, a predicted model, not a curated record
AUGUCCCUCAACAUAAACAUCGAUGACCCCCGCCCAUACUACGCGGAAAACGACAUCAUCAGAGGACGAGUGAUUUUCGACUGCCCUCGGGAUUUUCAACAGAUCAAGGAUGUCAGACUAAUCUUCUCUGGUUGCUCAAAAGCCAAGGUCCAGAAAGUCAAGGGCCCGGCCGCACCGACAGGCAACUACCAGAGCAAAUGCAUCCUAUUCCAAAGGGAGAGAAUCCUCGUUCUUGCGGAAGAAUGCAGGAUACCGCCCUCAACUUAUGAAUGGCCGUUCGAGUUCCGGUUUCCUCCUCAUGUUGAAUCUCCAAAUGUCUGGCCUGAGGCAGGAUCAUUCCGUGUCGACGAGAACCAACCACUAUCCCCAUCAUUCCAUGCUGAAUGCCGCAAUUCCCUGCGAAAGUUAUCCGCGAGCAUCGAGUACCGGCUAAAAGUCCAGAUCUUCAAGCCCACGAAGGGCCUGUUCGAGAAAAAGUCGCCGGUAUUCGAGAAGGUGCUGCAUCUUGCGUUCGUCCCGACGGCUGCACGAGCACACACCCACGCUAUCGAACUGGAGAAGAAGCAAAGAAUUGACCGCACAUUUACGGUUCGCAGCCUUUCUUUGUUGCCAGAAAAUACGGACAGGUCUCUGCGCGUACAGGAGAAGUUGAAAGCCUGGCUCGCUCCCGGCCAGUUGCCUUACUUUUCCUUUGGCGUUGAGUUCCGCUACCCGUCUCACCUUGUUCAGGGCACGCCGAUUCGACUGUUGUUAGAAGUGAAUCCGCUAAUAGACAACUCUAACGCUCCUCGCAUUCCGGAAAUUGCCUUACAAGCGGCCUCCAUUACACUUGUUGGCAGGACGGCCGGUCGUGCGUCUCCAUUACUGAUGGGAUCUAUGUCAGGCGAGGUAGACGAAGAGACCACGCUACUAUCCAAAACAUCGUUACGGAUGGCUGUUUGUGGUCAGAUGGAUCUUUCCGAGCGAUUCGGUCAGAUAUCGUUGCCUACCACUGAUGCCACUUUUAGCACCUUUAAUCUGAGCCGGUCAUACCGGCUGAGAAUCUCGUUGGUGUUCGAAUGCGCAGGAAAGUUGUUGAAAUUCGAUGCAGAUCUGGAAGUAGGAGUACUCUCGAAUGCUAGAAUGACGGUGAAGAAGAAUGAUUUACCUAAGGGCUCAGCAGAUGGGGGCUCCAGUCAUUCUCGAGGAUAUGCGGCCUACAGUUCAGGCGAACAACCACCGCCGUAUUCGCCUUCAUCAGGUGUUUCCGAGCUCCGCUCGGACGGAAAAUCUAGUACGUAG